CGCCACUCAGCACGGCGCUAAAUAAUUAAAUAAUAAACAAACACAGAGUCUUUCGAAAUCAUAAUAGCUUUUGAAUGCACAAUGGAAAAUAGCAUAUAUUUUUCCAUGCAUGGCUAGGCCAUGUUUAUGGCAAGACUUUGUUUCUCCCAUCCAAGCUAACAUUGGCUCAAGUUUAAACGGAUCCUCUGUAAAUUGCAGUUUUCCAAAUUUCCGACGAUUUUUUCUUUAUUUAAAUGGUCUGUGUAAAAUGCCAGCAAGUUAUUAAUAUUAGCGCCGCCCAUUUGAUGAUGUAGCUGUAAGAAAGAACCUCCUUAAUUACUAAUUUCUCCGUCCUGCUUCAACCUUACUUCUGUCCUAGAAGUUCCUUCAUGCAUGCAAUGUCGUGAUCCGAUCGUGUCUGACCACCUAUUUUUUAAACAAAAAACCCAGGCUUGUUGUGAUUACUGGGGAUGGGGGAUCAGACAGAGCCGACAAUGGUUCCCAAAUCCACUUCGUUUAGUAUCAAGAGCCUGCUGUUUCUUAAAAGUGACAACCCAAGCUUAGGGGCCCCAGAAAAGAAAAAUCUCCCUCAAGGAUCCGAUUCAGCGAAGCCUCAGGAUCCCGAGGAAAUGGAAUCUUGUUUUAACCAGGAAAAUCACAAGGAGGAAGAGGAAGGAGAACGACCGAAAGAACAGAAUAAAAAUGCGAAAUACGACAAGCCGCCGUUCAGUUACAACGCUUUAAUAAUGAUGGCUAUCAGACAGAGUCCAGAAAAGAGACUGACUCUGAAUGGCAUCUACGAGUUUAUCAUGAACAAUUUCCCUUACUAUAGGGAGCAUAAACAAGGCUGGCAAAACUCAAUUCGGCACAAUCUGAGCCUGAAUAAAUGCUUUGUGAAAGUACCAAGACAUUACGAUGAUCCAGGAAAGGGAAACUACUGGAUGCUGGACCCGUCGAGCGACGAUGUCUUUAUCGGGGGGACAACGGGCAAACUUCGGAGGCGGUCAGCAACAUCGAGGGGCAAGUUGGCACUGAAAAGGGGGCUUCGAUUUACGCCUCUCGGGCUGGGAUUUAACGACGGGGCAAGUAACCCUUUGUACUGGCAAAUCUCGCCAUUUUUAUCCUUGCAUCCCCCACAUUAUAACGGAUCUGCAUCAGGAUUUCUGCGCCAGGGCCAUGCUUACACCUCUCUGCUUUCCGGGGUUGACCAGUUGGCAAACGGGGACCUGUCUCGUCCUAUUUUGGGUGGAUCUGGCCUGACAAACAGUUACGGUGUGAGCACGUCUUCUGUCAGUUUACUAUCAGGACAGUCUGGCUAUUUCGUUUCUGGAGCCCAGCACUCGCAGCCCGUUCAGCACAAUGGAAGUGGAUUCGGGGUACCAUCCAGCUCGCCCCCUACACUGAUUUCUGAAACACUGAGACCGUCACUGCCUUCCUUUACGCCGGGUGUUUCUACUGGAUUUGCUGGGGUCCUGUCGCAUCAAAACAGAGUUACGUCUGCUAGUUCGUUUUUAAACUGAUCCUAUUACUUCCAGGUUGGGGAAAGAAUAACAUGCAAACUAAAAAUAUUGGUUUUUUUUUAAAUGGACACACAUGUUAUUUUUGUAAGAAAGAAAUGUAAAAAAAACACAUUAACAAUGUAAAUAAAAUGCUUGCUGCAAAGGUAGGCUAACUAAAUACAUUUCUGAUUAUUUUUUAUCAGAGGUAAACAAUUUCAAAUGUUUCCUGUGAUAUUUAGUUUAAUUUAUAUUUCUAUUUGUCGUGUGUUUUUAUUUCAUAUAU
Molecule: messenger RNA, 1761 nt
Organism: Acipenser ruthenus (sterlet)
Lineage: Eukaryota; Metazoa; Chordata; Actinopteri; Acipenseriformes; Acipenseridae
Product: forkhead box protein G1-like
Exons: 1
Coding region: 450-1499 (349 amino acids)
Biological process (GO): regulation of transcription by RNA polymerase II
Cellular component (GO): nucleus
Molecular function (GO): sequence-specific double-stranded DNA binding; DNA-binding transcription factor activity
Source: RefSeq, a predicted model, not a curated record